AUGGAUUUUACAGGAAAUGUCUUUGUUGUCAGUCUAGCUGUUGCUGACCUGGUCGUGGCCAUCUACCCGUAUCCUCUGGUCCUGACAUCUCUCUUUCACAAUGGCUGGAACCUGGGCUAUGUCCACUGUCAAAUCAGUGGGUUUCUGAUGGGCCUGAGUGUUAUUGGGUCCAUCUUCAACAUUACGGGCAUCGCUAUUAACCGAUACUGCUACAUCUGCCACAGCCUCAAGUAUGACAAGUUCUACAGUGAUAAGAAUGCGUUGUUCUACGUCGUCCUUAUCUGGGUCUUGACAUUUGUUGCCAUUGUGCCAAAUCUUUUCGUUGGAUCCCUUCAGUACGAUGCCAGGAUCUACUCUUGUACCUUCUCCCAGUCUGUGAGCUCUGCCUAUACAAUUGCAGUUGUGUUUUUCCAUUUCAUGCUCCCUAUCGCCAUUGUUACAUUUUGCUACUUGAGGAUAUGGAUCCUUGUCAUUCAGGUGCGGAGGAGGGUCAAACCUGACAACAAACCCAAACUAAAGCCGCACGACCUUAGGAACUUUAUUACCAUGUUUGUGGUCUUUGUACUCUUUGCCGUCUGCUGGGCACCUUUGAACUUGAUAGGCCUUGCGGUGGCUGUUGACCCAGAAACAAUAACACCCAGGAUUCCUGAAUGGCUGUUUGUUUUUAGCUACUACAUGGCAUACUUCAACAGUUGCCUUAAUGCUAUCAUAUAUGGACUUCUGAACCAGAAUUUCAGACGAGAAUACAAACGAAUUAUUGUGACAAUUUGUACAGCAAGAGUUUUCUUCCAGGACAGCUCUAAUGAUGCAGUCGACAGGAUGAAAAGCAAACCCUCACCCUUGAUCACAAACAACAAUUUAGUGAAGGUUGACUCAGUGUAACAGGAAAGAAAGAAAGAAAGAAACCUUGUUGCUGACAAUUGAAAUGCACGCUGGUGUGUGACAUUCAAAGGCUAUGUCUGUUUUUUAGCCACAUGGUUCAUGUUCUACAGUGGAACACCGAGAUCCUCAGAUGUACAAAAUGCACUCAGAUGAGGUUAUGUGCACAGUAUUUUUGAGCCAAAGCAGUUUUUACAGUAAGAUCCUCCUAUUGCACUACAUAUUUGGUUGCAUACAGUGGGCAUGAUCCAACCAAAGUAAAAUACCUAUGUCCUAUUGAUGGCAGUAGAAUAGUUGAGCAUUGAGUCAAAUCUCUCUCACAGAACUCAAUGAGACUAAAAUGCUUUUCUUUGGGUAACACCCAGUGACUCACUGGUAGAACUUCAAACUUACAAUGCAAUCCUAGUUCUACCUUCUCAGAAGUAAGGCUCACUAAAAUCAGUGGGGCUUACUCCUAGAUAAGUAGAUAAAGGAUUGCAUUUAUAGACUGUUAUAGAAUUACAGAACAAAUAGUCGACAAUGUUUCAUUUAAUUUAGAACAGUAAUAGAAAUGGGUUGAAGCUAGUUGAGACACGUUAUAUGGAUUUAAAUUUAAAAUAAAAUCACCAACCUGAUCAUCCCCAACUGUUAUCUAAUUUUGUAAAGCAAGAUUCUGGUAGCAGCAUACCCCACUAAAAGUGGCUUUUUCUAAAAUGAACAAGUGGAUCUCAUACAUAUUUGUAACUAUUAAUUCAAGAAAUAGGUAUACCAAUAAAACCAAGGGGAUACCUGUAAAUUUUCAUAUGAUAUAUGCAUCAAUAAACUACAGAAUGACAAACUAAAGAGCUUCAAAUUAUAGAGAUACAUACAUCCUGAGGAGAGGUAAGUGAUAACACACACAUACACACACAUACAUACACACACACACACACACAUACUGUUUCAGGCAUCUUCAGAGCUUGGAUGUAGCUACUUGCAAAUAAUAAAUUACAGUGGUGCCUCACUAGACAGUUACCCUGCAUCACAGUUUUUUCGCU
Molecule: messenger RNA, 1895 nt
Organism: Pogona vitticeps (central bearded dragon)
Lineage: Eukaryota; Metazoa; Chordata; Lepidosauria; Squamata; Agamidae
Source: RefSeq, a predicted model, not a curated record